Messenger RNA from Nerophis lumbriciformis (worm pipefish), 1254 nucleotides. RefSeq names its product aquaporin-4. Gene Ontology annotation, biological process: transmembrane transport; water transport. NCBI's taxonomy places the organism in Eukaryota, Metazoa, Chordata, Actinopteri, Syngnathiformes, Syngnathidae. The record is from RefSeq and is a predicted model, not a curated record. Gene Ontology annotation, molecular function: water channel activity. Gene Ontology annotation, cellular component: basolateral plasma membrane; plasma membrane.
GGUUUGGUUUGGGAUGAUCUACUGCAGUCCUAAAUGAGUUGGCCUGCCCCCCCCCCCAUCCCAUCCCAUCCCAUCCCAUCCUCCUAUAAAAGUGCAUGGUGGUCUCGGGCUGUGGAGUCAUGAGUGAGAGUGGCCGGGGUGUGGAGCACAUCAGGAGGUGCUGUUUCCCCUGCCGCCGCCACACGGUCAUCGCCGACGCCAUGACCGCCUUCAAGGGCAUCUGGACUCAGGAGUUCUGGCGUUGCGUCGGCGCCGAGUUCUCGGCCACGCUCCUCUUCGUGCUGCUGGGCCUCGGCUCCACGGUAAACUGGGGGCCCGGCGAAGGGGCGCCCGACUUGGCGCACAUCUCCCUGUGCUUCGGCCUGACCAUCGGCACCAUGGUCCAGUGCUUCGGACACAUCAGCGGCGCUCACAUCAACCCGGCGGUCACGGCCGCCAUGGUGGUGACCCGUAAGCUGAGCGUGGCCAAGGCCGUGUUCUACGUUCUGGCACAGUGCCUGGGCGCCACGGCGGGGGCCGCCGUCCUCUACGGGGUCACGCCGGCUUCAGUGACGGGGGCCCUGGGCGUCACAGCGGUGAACAAGAAGGUGUCAGUGGGAAACGCGCUGGUGGUGGAGAUCUUCAUCAGCUUCCAGCUCAUCUUCACCGUCUUCGCCACUUGCGACCGCAAGCGCAGCGACCUGAAGGGCUCGGCGGCGUUGGCCAUCGGCCUGUCGGUGUGUGUCGGCCACCUGUUCGCUAUUCCGUACACGGGCGCCAGCAUGAAUCCUGCUCGCUCCCUGGGCCCGGCCGUGGUCACAUGGUCCUGGGAGAACCACUGGGUGUACUGGGUGGGCCCGGCCCUAGGAGGGAGCGUGGCGGCGGCCCUGUACGAGUACCUCUUCUGUCCGGACCUGGAAGCCAAGAAACGUUACUCGGACGGCUUCGGCAAGACGGCGUUCACGGGCUCCAAACAGCGGCAGGACUCGGUCGCGGCUCAGGAGCCGCUCUUCGCCGCCAUGGAGGCGGAGCGGGGCCGCGAGCGGGAGGUCUCAGGGGAGGUGCUGUCCUCCGUAUGACUAGACAGGAAGCGGGUCCGGGUCUGCCUGGUUGAGGCAACGCCGGGUCUGAAGGAGACGGACCUGCUGUAGACCAACAUAAAUGUCUAAAAAGAUCCUGCGUGGAAUAUCUACCUGGAGGAGGAGCAGGAGCGGACUCAAGCCUGGAUGGUUUGGACGGUUGGAGUCUAUAAAGAAAACAACAACAAAAAAAGGU